ACAGAAAAGGGGCAAAGGGGCGCCAAUAAUUACGAGGAUGCCACUUUAUCUCGUCUCCUCUCCCGCCGCCGCCGCCAAGCUCGCCGCCGGCACGCGCGCGUACCCUCGCCGACGCCGCCAGCUCCUGUUCCCAGCUCGCCACUGUCUGGGCCGCCGCGGCUCCCUGUCGUCGUUGUCUUCGUCCGCGGAGCGCUCGGCGGGGCGCGCAAUGGAUGCUGCGGAGGCCGGCACGUCGACGGCGCCGGAGGCGAGCUUCAGCGCCACAGGAGUGAAGCAAGCACUGAUAUCAUUGUCCGAUAAAACAGACCUGGCCAAUCUUGGAAAUGGUCUUCAGCGCUUGGGGUUUUCUAUUAUUUCCACUGGUGGCACAGCAUCAAGCUUGGAAGCAGCUGGAGUUAGUGUUACAAAAGUGGAGGAAAUUACACAUUUUCCUGAAAUGCUAGAUGGGAGAGUCAAAACAUUGCACCCCAGUAUACAUGGUGGUAUUCUUGCACGAAGAGACCAGAAGCAUCAUCUGCAAGCAUUGAACGAACAUGGCAUUGGGACAUUUGAUGUGGUUGUAGUGAAUUUGUAUCCAUUCUACAAUAAGGUCACCUCAAGUGCAAUAUCUUUUGAGGAUGGCAUUGAAAAUAUUGAUAUCGGUGGACCUACAUUGAUUCGAGCUGCAGCCAAGAAUCAUAAGGAUGUUCUUGUCGUUGUUGAUCAUGAAGAUUAUCCUGCUCUAUUGGAAUAUCUUGAAGGCAAGCAAGAUGACCAGGAUUUCCGCAGGAGGCUUGCAUGGAAAGCUUUCCAACAUGUUGCUUCAUACGAUUCUGCUGUUUCAGAGUGGUUGUGGAAGCAAUCAAAUAAAGGAGAUACAUUUCCUCCUAGCUUUACUGUGCCCCUCACACUGAAGUCUACACUUAGAUAUGGUGAAAAUCCCCAUCAAAAUGCUGCAUUCUAUGGUGACAAGAGUCUUUCCCUAGUAAAUGCUGGUGGUAUUGCAACAGCAAUCCAGCACCAUGGAAAGGAAAUGUCCUAUAACAAUUACUUGGACGCGGAUGCUGCAUGGAACUGUGUCUCAGAGUUUGAGAGCCCAACUUGUGUUGUGGUUAAGCACACAAAUCCGUGCGGAGUAGCAUCCAGACAGGACAUCCUUGAAGCAUACAGGUUGGCUGUGAAGGCAGAUCCUGUGAGCGCAUUCGGCGGCAUAGUCGCCUUCAAUACGACAAUCAAUGAGGAUCUCGCAAGGGAAAUCCGCGAGUUCAUGAGCCCCACAGAUGGCAAGACACGGAUGUUCUACGAGAUUGUCGUCGCACCUAGGUACACGGAGAAGGGGCUUGAGAUCCUGAAGGGGAAAUCGAAGAUGCUGAGGAUACUGGAGGCGAAGCCAAGCGGGAAAGGCAUGCUGUCCCUCCGGCAGGUGAGCGGCGGUUGGCUUGCUCAGGAGUCCGACGACUUGACCCCGGAAGACAUCACCUUCACGAAGAUGUCGGAGAGGGCCCCAGAGGACAGUGAACUCUCGGAUGCAAAAUUUGCCUGGCUCUGCGUCAAGCAUGUCAAGAGCAACGCCAUCGUGAUCGCGAAGAACAAUCGCAUGCUGGGCAUGGGCAGUGGGCAGCCGAACAGGCUGGAGAGCCUGAGGAUCGCCUUCAGGAAGGCCGGAGAGGAGGCCAAGGGAGCUGCUCUUGCCAGCGACGCCUUCUUCCCGUUUGCUUGGAACGACGCGGUGGAGGAGGCGUGCCAGAGCGGCAUCGCGGUGAUCGCGGAGCCCGGUGGCAGCAUCCGGGACCAGGACGCCGUGGACUGCUGCAACAAGUAUGGGGUGUCCCUCCUAUUCACCGGCGUCAGGCACUUCAGGCACUGAAGAAGCAGGGGCAGAGAGGAUUCUGACUGGAGGCAGCCUGCAAUAAAGCUGGUGGUCCUGAUUGAGGGCAUGCUUGGGUAGAAGAGAUUUGAAUUCAAAUCUUUUGACUUUAGUUCGAAACUUGCGCCAAAUCCUGAAAAAAAAUAAGAAAGAGUGUAGUAUACUGGAUAAAAGCGCCAGUCAAGGGGUCCGAAGAAGACGCUAUCGAUUCGUUUCUCCUCCACUGAUAUGUAACAGUUUCUUACUGUACAUUUUGUCACAGGCUGUUGGAUGAAAUGUUUCUUGCUUGGAUGCGAGAUGCUCGAUCA
Messenger RNA from Setaria italica (foxtail millet), 2154 nucleotides. Its product is annotated as bifunctional purine biosynthesis protein PurH. Gene Ontology annotation, molecular function: IMP cyclohydrolase activity; phosphoribosylaminoimidazolecarboxamide formyltransferase activity. Gene Ontology annotation, cellular component: cytosol. Lineage: Eukaryota; Viridiplantae; Streptophyta; Magnoliopsida; Poales; Poaceae. Bases 38 to 1846 code for a protein of 602 amino acids. The transcript has 12 exons. Gene Ontology annotation, biological process: 'de novo' IMP biosynthetic process. The record is from RefSeq and is a predicted model, not a curated record.